Molecule: messenger RNA, 2487 nt
Organism: Plasmopara halstedii
Lineage: Eukaryota; Oomycota; Peronosporomycetes; Peronosporales; Peronosporaceae
Product: cell division protease ftsh
Exons: 4
Coding region: 1-2487 (828 amino acids)
Biological process (GO): mitochondrial protein processing; protein-containing complex assembly
Cellular component (GO): membrane; m-AAA complex
Molecular function (GO): ATP hydrolysis activity; zinc ion binding; ATP binding
Source: RefSeq, a predicted model, not a curated record
AUGCUGUCAACGACGUCGACACAACACCUGCAUCGCAAGGCCACUUCGGCGUUGUAUAAACCGCUCCAUCUACGGCACUCACAUUUGCUGCAACAGCGAGUAGGGCAAUCUUUCCAACGGAAGGGAAUGAGUGAACUGCUGCAAUUGAGACAGCAUAAUCUGGCAAUGAAGCGUCAGAUGCUACAAUCCUCGCGUUUGCAUACGUUCUUGCGAAGAAGUAACUCAAACAAGUCACUAAGCUGGGCGGUGUGGCUUCAUGAGAAUAUUCCAAAGGGUUUUGGACGCUUUUAUCCUAAAAAUGGCUCUGGUGGCACGUUCGGAGGCCCACCUAAGACGGCUCCUACAUUAGGCGAGAAAGGAGCUUCUGACGUAAAAAAAUUGAGCUCCAAAAUAGCCGAAAAAAAGCAGGGCGGACGUGGAAGUUCGUCCAGAGGUGGACGUGGCCCCAACGGCAAGGAUGGUAUGGCUUACCUGGUCCCGCUAGCAGUAGCUGCAUUGUUCCUGUCCGACAUGGCUUCAAUCGACAAACCCAUGCAAGAAAUUACAUACCAGGAGUUCCGCAAUAACUUUUUGGAGUUAGGGCGCGUUGAAAAGCUUGUUGUGGUGAACAAAAAAUACGUUAAAGUGUUCUUAAACGAUUUAUCGGGAGCAAGUCAGCCAGCGGGUAUGAACUCAGGCCAUGGAACCGCCAAUGAGUACGUUGGCUGGCAUGAUAAUCACGCUAAGGAGCACCAUGAGCAUAAUUUUAGUGUUGAGUCAAACCGCCAGCCGAGCAGCAGCGGUCGAGGAGCUCAAUCGCCUGGCUUUGGCUCGGGUGGUGAAGCUACUGGGCGAUCAAACACCAAUUCGACUUAUUACUUUAAUAUUGGAAGUGUCGAGAGCUUUGAAAGACAACUUGAGCACGCGCAACACCAGAUGGGUAUUCGUCCUCAUGACUACAUUCCAGUGCAGUACAGCAUUGGCAAGAGUCCGGCCAAAAAAAUCACCAAGGAAGACAUUAAGAUUUCUUUUAAAGAUGUGGCUGGUGUGGAUGAAGCCAAGAAAGAGAUCAUGGAAUUUGUGGAUUUUUUACGCAAUCAGAAGCGCUUUACAGAGCUUGGCGCAAAGAUACCGAAGGGCGCCUUGCUGGUUGGGCCCCCUGGUACGGGUAAGACGCUGUUGGCGAAAGCGACGGCGGGCGAAGCGAGCGUGCCAUUCUUCAGUAUUUCCGGCUCAGAUUUUAUUGAAAUGUUUGUCGGUGUCGGUCCAUCACGUGUGCGUGAUCUUUUCAAGGAAGCUCGCGCUAAUGCUCCGUGCAUAGUAUUUAUUGAUGAAAUCGAUGCAGUGGCGCGAUCACGUAGCAAGGGAAACUUCUCAGGAGGCAACGAUGAGCGCGAAAAUACACUUAACCAGCUACUGGUAGAGAUGGAUGGGUUUAACUCUAGUGAAGGUGUAGUGGUCCUGGCUGGUACAAAUCGUGCCGAUAUACUUGACAAGGCUAUCUUACGUCCUGGUCGGUUCGACCGGCAGAUCACCGUGGACGUUCCGGAUAUCAAGGGCCGUCGCGAAAUUUUCAAGGUGCAUCUUAAAGACUUAGCGCUGGAUGGCAACGUGGACGACUUUGCCCGCCGGAUGGCUGCGCUGACGCCUGGUUUUGCUGGUGCAGAAAUUGCCAACAUAUGUAAUGAAGCUGCUAUCGUGGCUGCGCGACGGAAUGGUUUGAAGAUUACAUUUAAGGACUUUGAGCAGGCCACAGACCGUGUGAUUGGUGGGCUGGAGACAAAUCGGAUCAUGUCUCCAGAAGAGAAGAAGACGGUGGCAUAUCACGAAGCUGGGCAUGCUGUAGCCGGCUGGUUUUUGGAGCACGCUGACCCGCUGUUAAAGGUGACAAUUGUGCCACGUGGCAAAGGCUCCCUUGGUUACGCACAGUACCUUCCGAAGGAAGUGGCUUUACAUAGUCGUGAGGCUUUAAUAGACAUGAUGUGUAUGGCACUUGGUGGUCGUGCAUCGGAGUUUGUAAACUUUGACGGGCGAAUCACGACCGGCGCUUCUGACGAUCUCCGCCGUGUGACUCAGAUCGCUUACUCGAUGGUGCAAUUGUACGGUAUGAACGAUCGUCUUGGGCAACUUUCUUUCCCGAAAGAAGAAGGGGCUUACCCGGACAAGCUUUAUAGUGACAAGACGUCCGAGGUUAUUGAUGACGAGGUACAAAAGAUCGUGCAUAAUGCGUACGAGCGGACCAAGCAGCUUCUGAGCGAGAAGCAAAAGCAGCUGCACGAAUUAGCAGAGGAGCUGCUGCAUAACGAGACCAUCAACCAUGGAGACAUUGUGCGUGUCCUGGGUCCUCGUCCGUUUGGCGGCAACAAGACAUAUACCGAAUUCGUGGAGGAAUCGUGGAAAAAUGCUGACAAUUAUGAAGCAGAGAAAGCCAAAGCGGCAAAGGCAACGGAUGAAGCGACAAGUAGUGUAGAGGACAACCAGCUGGAAAACGACAAUGACCCAAAGUAG